AUGGCGGCGAACCUGAGCCGGAACGGGCCGGCGCUGCAGGAGGCCUACGUGCGGGUGGUCACCGAGAAGUCCCCGACUGACUGGGCUCUCUUUACCUAUGAAGGCAACAGCAAUGACAUCCGCGUGGCUGGCACGGGGGAGGGUGGCCUGGAGGAGAUGGUGGAAGAGCUCAACAGCGGGAAAGUGAUGUAUGCCUUCUGCAGAGUGAAGGACCCCAACUCUGGCCUGCCCAAGUUUGUUCUCAUCAACUGGACAGGUGAGGGCGUGAAUGACGUGCGGAAGGGAGUAUGCGCCAAUCACGUCAGCACCAUGGUCAACUUCCUUAAGGGGGCCCACAUAACCAUCAACGCGCGAGCUGAGGAGGACGUGGAGCCCGAGUGCAUCAUGCAGAAGGUGGCCAAGGCCUCGGGCGCCAACUACAGCUUCCACAAAGAGAGUGGCCGCUUCCAGGACGCAGGGCCUCAAGCCCCCGUGGGCUCAGUGUACCAGAAGACCAACGCCGUCUCUGAGAUCAAGAGGGUUGGCAAAGACAGCUUCUGGGCCAAAGCUGAAAAGGAAGAGGAGAACCGGCGGCUAGAGGAGAAGCGGCGGGCUGAGGAGGAGCAGCGGCGGCUGGAACAGGAGCGCCGGGAGCGGGAGCUGCGCGAGGCCGCCCUCCGGGAGCAGCGCUAUCAGGAGCAGGGUAGCACAGCUAGCCCUGGGAGCAGGACGUGUGAGCAGCAGCAAGAUAUGGUUUCAGGGAACCGAGAGGAGCAGGAGUCUCCCAGUCUGCAGGCCACACACCCAAGGGAGAUUUUCAAGCAGAAGGAGAGGGCAAUGUCCACCACCUCUGUCUCUAUCCCUCAGCCAGGCAAGCUGAGGAGUCCCUUCCUGCAAAAGCAGCUCACCCAGCCGGAGACCCCCUCCAGCAGAGAGCCAACUCCCACCAGCUCAAGGCCCAGGGCAGAUCUCCAUGAGGAGCCAGCACCCAGUGCGCCUCUGUGUCUGGUGCAGGCGGAAGAGGAUGCUGUGUACGAGGAGCCCCCAGAGCAGGAGACCUAUUAUGAGGAGCCCCCACUGGUGCAGCAGGAAGGUGCUGGCUCUGAGCAUGUUGACCACUACACACAGGGUCAGGGGCUCAGUGGGCAAGGUCUCUGUGCCCGGGCCCUGUAUGACUACCAGGCAGCUGACGACACAGAGAUCUCCUUUGACCCUGAGAACCUCAUCACGGGCAUCGAGGUGAUCGAUGAAGGCUGGUGGCGUGGUUACGGGCCAGAUGGCCACUUUGGCAUGUUCCCUGCCAACUACGUGGAGCUCAUCGAGUGAGGCUGAGGGCCGUCUUUCCCUCCCCACCCAGAUGUGGCUUCCUUGUUGCUGGAAGAGGAGGCCUGAGAGUUGAUGUUUGGCACUCUUCCAGGAAUGGGACCCAUGAUGAAGAUGAGGCCUCAGGGCUCCCUCUGGCCUGGGUGGCUCAGUCUCUGUCACCCCACAUGCAGCAAUAACCUGGCGAUUCCCAAACAUGCUUCCUGCAGCCCCCCAGAUCCUCCCAGCCAGCCUGGCCCUUGUCCCCAGAAGGAUAUUAGCCAGGCCCCGCCUGCGGCCAGCCCCUUGGUGACUUCCACCAAGGAGAGCAGCCACUGGCAGGCUGGGGGAUCUUAGCAGGGCAUCUGGAGGCACAUCCAUGCUCCAGGCUGCCUCCUGCAUUUGCCUUUUUUCUUUUUCUCUUGCUUCUAAGGGGUGGUGGCUACAGCUGUUUAGAAUGGACCCUUGGGAACAAUGAACUUAGAGAAUUGCUCUUAGCAGAGUUUAUGACCAAAGUUAGAGUCAGAGUGGAUCUGUCAGUCUUGACAGCAGGUAGGUCGUCUGGGAGCCUGCUCUGUGCUCCCCGCUCCAUUUCCCUAUCCCUCUGCCUGGCUGUGGGAAGUGGGGACCAGAUGACCCAGCUCCUGUCUCUGGGUUUGUGAAAACAACAGCAGACACAGCAUGUCCUUCGGUGUGGCUCACUGUCUGCCGGCCCCCGUGUGCCUCAUGCUGAUUCUGGCUUCAGCAGGGGUCUUUGUCUGCUGCCCUCUCCCAACCCCCUUCCAUCCCCCAAAUUUUCUGUCCUAGCCCAUCUGAAGAAGAAACCUGCUUUUGGUCUAAGAAUUGCAGUUUGGUCCCCACAGGCUCCCAGCUCUGACCUGCCCUGCUGUAGCCUGAAUGCUCCCAUGUGGAAGCCAGCUCUGUGCCUGGGGUGUGCACGUGUGUGUGCACGUGGGUGUGAGCACACAAACCCUCAGACCACCGCAGCCGCUGAUCUGCCACCUGGAGGGGCAUAAACUUUAGGAUGUGACUGAA
Galeopterus variegatus (Sunda flying lemur) is the source of this 2316-nucleotide messenger RNA. It is a transcript of the gene DBNL, whose product is annotated as drebrin-like. Lineage: Eukaryota; Metazoa; Chordata; Mammalia; Dermoptera; Cynocephalidae. The coding region runs from base 1 to 1305 and encodes 434 amino acids. The record is from RefSeq and is a predicted model, not a curated record. Gene Ontology annotation, cellular component: postsynaptic membrane; actin filament; postsynaptic density. The transcript has 13 exons. Gene Ontology annotation, biological process: regulation of actin filament polymerization; positive regulation of dendritic spine morphogenesis; positive regulation of axon extension. Gene Ontology annotation, molecular function: actin filament binding.